AUGAUUAUCCCCAUCCGUUGUUUCUCCUGUGGAAAGGUGAUUGCCGACCUUUGGGAACGCUACAUGAAGCUACUCGAGGGAGGCAUGCCUGAUGGUGAAGCGAUGGACCAAGUCGGCGCAAAACGAUACUGCUGCAGGCGUAUGCUGAUGACACACGUGGACUUGAUUGAAAAGCUGCUA
Exophiala viscosa is the source of this 180-nucleotide messenger RNA. RefSeq names its product DNA-directed RNA polymerase I, II, and III subunit RPABC5. Gene Ontology annotation, cellular component: RNA polymerase III complex; RNA polymerase I complex; RNA polymerase II, core complex. Lineage: Eukaryota; Fungi; Ascomycota; Eurotiomycetes; Chaetothyriales; Herpotrichiellaceae. The transcript is spliced from 3 exons. The annotation marks the transcript as partial. Gene Ontology annotation, molecular function: zinc ion binding; DNA binding. Gene Ontology annotation, biological process: transcription by RNA polymerase II; tRNA transcription by RNA polymerase III; transcription by RNA polymerase I. The record is from RefSeq and is a predicted model, not a curated record.